Molecule: messenger RNA, 8569 nt
Organism: Oncorhynchus keta (chum salmon)
Lineage: Eukaryota; Metazoa; Chordata; Actinopteri; Salmoniformes; Salmonidae
Product: paxillin-like
Exons: 11
Coding region: 207-1799 (530 amino acids)
Biological process (GO): substrate adhesion-dependent cell spreading; transforming growth factor beta receptor signaling pathway; endothelial cell migration
Source: RefSeq, a predicted model, not a curated record
GGUGGGGGUGAGCUGCUUGUCCCCAUGACUGCAUUUUAUUGUUGAGUGUAGCAGGGAAGCAGCUAACUGAAAACUUCUGUAAUGCAUUCAGAUUACUGGAAUUUCUAUAUAGAAGCCACAGUGUAGGUAGAGCUACCGACAAUCGAAUCAAAGGACAACCGGCCCGGUUCGUUCAUAUUGUAGCGCCGAUUCCUUCUGCUACCACCAUGGAUGAUUUAGAUGCAUUGCUGGCGGACUUGGAGUCGACGACCUCCCACAUCUCCAAGCGGCCAGUGUUUCUGCCGGACGAGACACCCUACUCUUUCCCUACGGGAGGACAGGCCCCUCCCCCUGUACCACCACCUCCCUCUGCUGAGGCCCUGAAUGGAACCUUGCUUGAACCCCUAGAUUCAACCCCCUUGUCCACACAGUCCUACAGCCCUGCACAGGAAAGCUUGUGGUCCAGGGAUAGCAGUAGCCCCCCCUUACCCCAAAGCGAAGAGGACCACGUCUACAGCUUCCCCAACAAGCAGAAGAGUACGGAGGCUGCCAUGAGCUCCUCCCUGGGCUGCAACCUGUCGGAGCUGGACCGGCUGCUUCUGGAGCUCAACGCUGUACAGCACAACACACCCUCCUUCCCCACUGAGGAAGAGUCAGCUCCGCCCCUGCCUUCCAGCAGCACCACCCAUUAUGUGCAAGCGAACGGGGUUUCUGGGGCAGGCAAGUUGCCUCGCCCCACCAUGGAGAAGCCAAAACGCAGCGUGGCCACCAGGCCACCAGUCAUCGAAGAUGUGCGCCUCAGCGCCAAGAGCCUCCUUGACAAGCAAGAAAGUUCUGUUCCCUCUCCCAUCCCCACCCCAUUGGUGGUAGAGAAGUUGGGGGAGGAGGAGACUCCCUCCCAGCUGCAGGCCAGAAUCUCAGCCUCCUCCGCCACGCGGGAGCUUGACGAGCUCAUGGCCUCGCUGUCCGACUUCAAAGUCCAGAGCAACAUCCUGGCCCAGGGGAAGAGCUCACCCACUGCUCCCCCCAAACAGUCUAACAAGCUGGACAACAUGCUGGGCAGCCUCCAAUCAGACCUCCAUAAACUGGGUGUCCAGACUGUGGCCAAGGGAGUGUGUGGGGCCUGCAACAAGCCCAUUGUUGGACAGGUGGUGACUGCCAUGGGGCGCACAUGGCACCCAGAGCACUUUGUGUGUACCCACUGUCAGGAGGAGAUCGGCUCCAGGAACUUCUUUGAGCGGGACGGAGCACCUUACUGUGAGAAGGACUACCACAACCUGUUCUCCCCACGCUGCCACUACUGUAACGGACCUAUCCUGGACAAAGUGGUGACGGCACUGGACAGGAACUGGCAUCCGGAACACUUCUUCUGUGCUCAGUGUGGUGCUUUCUUUGGCCCAGAGGGCUUCCAUGAGAAGGAUGGGAAGGCAUAUUGUCGGAAGGACUACUUUGACAUGUUUGCGCCCAAGUGUGGAGGCUGUACCCGCGCCAUCCUGGAGAACUACAUAUCAGCCCUCAACUCCCUCUGGCACCCCGAGUGUUUUGUCUGCAGGGAGUGCUUCACCCCCUUUGUAAAUGGGAGCUUCUUUGAGCACGAGGGCCAGCCCUACUGCGAGGGCCACUACCAUGAGCACCGCGGGUCCCUCUGCUCGGGCUGCCAAAAGCCCAUCACAGGCCGCUGCAUCACAGCAAUGGCCAAGAAGUUCCACCCUGAGCACUUUGUCUGUGCCUUCUGCCUCAAGCAGCUCAACAAGGGCACCUUCAAAGAGCAGAAUGACAAGCCCUACUGCCAGGGCUGCUUCAUCAAGCUCUUCAGCUAGGAAGCUAGCCUCCCCCAGCCUGUUUGUGUGUGUGUGUGUGUGUGUGUGUGUGUGUGUGUGUGUGUGUGUGUGUGUGUGUGUACGCGCUUGUGUGUGUGUGCAGCUGUGUGCGCGUUCUGUGUUCCAAAUCUCUGCUGUUCUGCCCUAAGUGUGCACUUGCUCACUUCCCUUCAUGAAUUUAAAGGGAAAUGACAGGUGUGAGAAAUAUGGUGGAAACUCCAGCCCAGUCCUAUACCAAUCCAAUGCUUUUUAAAUGUGUGGGAAGGAGUGCGCAGGUGCACGCUCCAGAGAAAAAGAAGAGAAUCGGGCCACCGUGUGAGUGUUUUUCAAAAGGUGUAGACUGGGAUUAGAAGGCUGUCAGUGGCUAUGAGGAAGCAGAGUUGUUCCUUACCGUGCAUGUAGCUGAGAUGAGCCUGACCAUUAAACACCACAGCUCUCUCUACAGGUGCCUAUUUGGAGGAGUUGGAGUGAUCAUUCCAAAAUAUAUUUUUGUAGUUGCAAAACACUGUCUGUGCAAUUGCAAAUACAUGCCUAUAAACUGUCUCUUGAUCUAAAACACACACAAGACAGAUUUUUAACUCGAGAAGAGGAAAAGCUUUCUGGUCUCCCUCCUUCCUUUCUCUUCACUGCUCUAAGACCAGUUUAAACACUUGGUGCUCAUUCUCAACUCAAUCACAGAUCCCUCUCUGCAACCCUCAUGGGGACAUUUUACAGCCUGGUAUGGCCAAGAUAUCAGUGUCCUAUUUUUGUACACUUUUCCUAUGGAAACUUUCAUAUACUUACGAGGAAUGCUCAGCAACAGAUUACAUUUUUUGUUUACCUGAAGUGUGUUUGUACAAAAUAAGAAGCAUUGUUUUAAGAGGCGCACCCACACUCAAGACUACUGCUGUUUUUGUGCUAUGGACUCUCACUUUCUAAUUUCAGUACUUCAGUCUUUGCUUCACUGAUUCUCAUAUCAAUUCUCAUUCAUGUGAAUCUGAUUUCAAAAGGACGUACAUUUAAAUAUUGUCUUACCCUUUAGGUGGACAGAGGGUGGGGGUUUGGGUCAUUUUGGGUACCGCACCUCUUUUUAUUUUGGAGGAACUAUGCUCAUCCCUCACAUUCCAUCCUCUUAGCUUGGCAACCAAACUGAGCACAGAGUGUUCUUCAGUCUGGGGUAACCAGGCUAGAUUUUCUUUCUAUGAGGAAAAUACUGGAGCAUGUUAAUUUGAAACAGAACAUGUUUAAUUGUGUGCAUUUUACCUUUUUUUAUUUGCUACUGUAUUCGUCCACACAUUUAGCCAAGUUUUAAAAUUAAUUCAUUCCGAGUGAAUGGGGAGUACAUUUCUUGGUGCAAUGUUUUGCUGUAAAUUUAGCUACUGACAAUGUGUGUUUUCCCUCCGUUACUUAAAGACAAAGUAAUACAGAUAGGCUUGGUCCUUUUAAUGUAUUUGCUGCCAAUUGCUAAUACAAUCACAACAUUUUAGCAAAAUUUGGUUUAGUGACAUGGUGUAGUGUUGUCACUCAUUAGCUCACACUGAUAUGCAAAGAGCCAGGUGUGUGUGUGUGUGUGUGUGUGUGUGUGUGUGUGUGUGUGUGUGUGUGUGUGUGUGUGUGUGUAGUUGAAGUUUACAUACAUGAGUCCUGACAUUUAAUCCAACUAAAUAUUCCUUGUUUUAGGUCAAUUAGGAUCACCACUUUAUUUUAAGAAUGAAUUAUCAGAAUAAUAUGAGAGAGAAUUAUUUUUCAGCUUUUAUUUCUUUCAUCACAUUCUCAGAAAUUGCUCCCAAGGAUGAACCAGACUUGUCGACAUCUACAACAAACAAAAAAAUCUGAGGUCUUGGCUGAUAUCUUUUGAUUUGUGCAUGAUGUCAAGCAAAGAGGCACUGAGUUUGAAGGUAGGCCUUCAAUUAGCCUAUCAGAAGCUUUUGAAGCCAUGAUAUACAUUUCUGGAAUUUUCCAAGCUGUUUAAAGGCACAGUCAACUCGGUGUAUGUAAACUUCUGACCCACUGGAAUUGUGAUACAUUGAAUUUUAAGUGAAAUUAUCUGUUGUUGGAAAACAGUUGUUGGAAAAAUGACUUGCCAUGCACAAAGUAGAUGUCCUAACCGACUUGCCAAAACUAUAGUUAACAAGAUAUUUGUGGAGAGGUUGAAAAAUGAUUUUUAAUGACUCCAACCUAAGUGGAUGUAAACUUCCGACUUCAACUGUAUAUACAUACACACACACUCAGUUGGGUUUCAGGCAACAGGGCAAUUUCUUAUGGACUGGAGAGGCAUGCCAUCCACAAAACCUUUUGCGAACAACCCUGGGUUCCUGUGAUGUCCUCAGUCACAUGGUAGUCUGGACACGCAUUAAUCUGGAGACAGUACCUGGUCUGAUUACCAAAUGGCACCCUAUUCCCUAUAGUGUACUGCUUUUCAAAAGAAGUGCACUAUAUAGGUAUUAAGGUACCAUUUGGGGCGCGGGCCUAUCAGGAUUGGGUAGUAACUGGUUACAUGUAAUCUGAUUACAGCAAAAUUUACCAGCAAAACUAUUGUAAUCAGAUAACAGAUAAUUUUGAAAAACUAGAUUACUUCUUGCUUUACUUUCAAUUCAGAAAGGAUAUUUGCAGGGAAAAAAUACCUUAUGACAUCUUGUUUUCUUGAUGACAUUCAAUUCAGCAUUGAAAAAAGACAUUUAAGCUAGUUUCACCUGAGUGAGUCUGAGACCACUAUGAUGACGCACCAGAUUCAUUUGAUUGAUCUUUUUUUCUCUUAUUCUAAUGCCUCUUAAAGGUCCAGUGCAGUCAAUUGUGAUUUUCUUUUUUUAAUAUAUAUUUUUCCACCCUGAGGUUGGAAUAAAACUGAUGUCUUUUUAGGGUAAGAGCUGUUUGAAAAAACAGAUGGUAAAUGAGUUAAUAGACCAAUAAGAGUUCCAAACAUCACUUUCCCCUCCCAAACAGUCCUUCCAAAAUUCUUGCUUGACAAAUUGCUCUUUGCUAAGAAGAAAUGUUGGUUUAUUUUUGACCAUUUAAUUGAAAACAGCUGCGUUGGACAUUUAAGGGGAAAGUAAUUCUAAUCAGAUUACGUUACGGAGUUUGGGUAAUCCAAAAUGUACAUUACUGAUUUGAAUUUUGGACAGGUAACUUAAGAAUCUUAAUGGAUUACAUUUAAAAAGUAACCUACCCAACCAGGCAAUAAUGGCACCUAGAUCUCUUUGUAACCUGAUCUCAAAUAACUGCAAUGGGGCAGGUUUGAGCGCUUGUUUUUGUUGGUAAUUGAUAUACUGAUUUGUUUUCAAGUGACCUAGUAGUGUUUCAUAUUUGCGUCAUUGAAGAAGAGAUUUUAUCUUUACACACGUUGCUUAUAUUUGUAUGCUAAAUCAUUUUUAAGGGUAUAUACACAUACAUUUUAUUUUAAUUUCUGAACCAUUUGAAAGAAUGAAGAUAUUUGUGCUAAUGCCACAUUUUUUUAAUGCAAUUUCUUUAACACUGAGUUACAGUGAGCUCAAAGCAUUGGGACAGUGACACAUUUGUUGUUUUAGCUCUGUAUUUCAGCUCUUUGCUACAAUGACUGAGGUUAAAGUGCAGACUGCCAGCUUUAAUUUGAGAGCAUUUUCAUCCAUAUCGGGUGAACCAUUUAGAAAUUACACUACUUUCUGUUCAUAGAGGACCGAAAGUAUUGGAACAAAUUGACUUGUGUAUUAAAGAUGUCAAGUUUUAUAUUUGGUCCCAUUCUCCUAGCACGCAAUAAUAUGUAUGUCAUGUGAGUCACUUUAAUUGUAAAUAAGAAUAGAAUGUUUCUAAACACUUCUACAUAAGUUUUUCCCAAUUGCUAAAACAAAAAUUUUGCAAACUAGGCUGGUUUUAUCAAAAUACUUAACACAAUUCACGCAACCAAAAUCAAACACACUUCGUUCAUAUUACCAGAUUUUUGCCUAACCAACUACACACUCUUGGGCAUAAUGAAAAGCACUCAUCUUUAGUUUGCUUUGCCAUAAUACUAUAAUAGUUCAAAUUGUAGAAAAUUCUUCAGAUACACACACAUGCUGUUGAAACAUUUUAUUUUUUACCAAACAAGUCAGUGCACAGCAGAUAUAUUUACUUUGGACUGAACAUAAACAGGCUCACAAAAAAAAGUCAACUGAAAAAGGAAAUUGCAAAAAUAAUAUAUAGAAAAAAAGAGGCAUGAAAAAUAAUUAGGCAGCAUCUUGCCGCACAGCUGGGUCUGGCCACAACGCCUCAUCCACAUCACAGGCAAUAUCCUCCCUUGCCAGACAUCGAGGGAAGAAGCGCCUUGAGUGCCUUAUCCAUCCCUGAAUCGCACCCACAUCAAUCUCAUCACAUGCCUCUUCCAUAGCCUGCACAGUCCUUUAGAAAAACAAAACAAAAAUAUAGGGCUUGGACAAUGCAGCAUAAAGAUAUUUCCCCCACAGUAGAGUAAGUUCUACAACACAUUUGUGCAGUUAGUGUAUGACAUCAGCCAUUCAUGAAGUAAACAGGUGCACUCUCUGUCCAGCCUCUCGCAUUGGCAACCCAUGGUUGAUGACAUGAUCAACUAAGGUUGCUCUGAUUUCAUUUGAAAGUUGUCUUUGGCCAUGAACUCCUCUACCCCUACCUCUCAUUAUCACCCUCCCUCUCAUUCUCACCCUCCCUCUCUCAUCCCCCCUGUGCAGUGCAGAUAACCGUGUGCAGUGCAUUUAAAACGUGCCAUUUUGAAUUGCAAAAUGUCUGUAAAGCAGAAAAUGUGUUUAGACUUUUGAAGACUUGAGAAGAGGUUUUGCUCUGUGUCAGUUUAAAUAUUUCUGCUGUGCAUGUCAUUUUAGUGUGUUAGCAAUUGGAAAAAAAACUCAUGUGGAUGCUACCAUGAUUAUGGAUAAUCCUGAAUGAAUUGUGAAUAAUGAGUGAGGAAGUUAGAGGCAUGAAUAUCAUAACCCCCCAAAAAUUCUGACCUCCCCUGUUAUUGUAAUGUUGUAUGUCUAACUUUCUCACUCAUCAUUUGCGAUUCAUUCAGGAUGACAUGUAAUCAUGGUAGCAUCCACAUGAAUGUAGAAGUGUUUAGAAACAUUCUAUUCUUAUUUACAAUAAAAGUGACUCUAAAAUGACACUACAUUUUGUGCCCAAAAGAAAUGUAUGUUAAAUAAUCUGAAACACAACCAAAAGAAUCAGCAAAUGCAUCCAACAAAGUUGUAGUCACACAUGCUUGAUAUAAUCAUUGGAUGCUAGGAAACCCUACAAUUAAAGCUGACAGUCUGCACUUUAGCCUCUGUCAUUGUAUCAAUUCAAAUUUAAAGAGAUGGAGUACAGAGCCAAAACAACAACAACAAUGUGUCACUGUCCCAAUACUUUUGGGGCUCACUGUAUAUGGUGGACUUCCAAGUCCUUGCUGCGAUCGGAUUGGUGAAGCAGUUAUGAUGGAGCAGAACAACAAUUGCUGCAUCAGCCAGUGUCCUGGAUUGCACCUCAAACAAUUAGUGGCUUCCUCUUAUCUCAUUUCCUCCAUAUGCACUGAUGUGAAAGUACUGGACAGGUGAAAACAAACACCUGGAAUACAACCUUAAUAUUGUUGUCACUCAGCCAAUAGCUUACAAUGAAGUGUAAAUGAAGAAGAGACAAAUAGGGAAGCCAUUUUAGACUUCAGAUGCACCUCUGGGUUUUGGGGGGUCAGCAAAAGAGGGGCAAACAAUGAGGGUUGUCUCACAGCACAGUAUAGUCUGUAGUUGCUGUAAAAUUACUACAUGUUGCUAUUGGGUGACGCUUUGGGUCUGCCCUCCUCAGGCUGGGAUGCAAUUUCUGAUGUGUUUGGAAAGGUUUGGUUUCUUAAACCCUCUGAAGACGUGGGGUUUUUAAGCACUUUUUAAGUCUUGCUGUGCCAUUAUUAUCCUUGAGUAUCUCGUAGUGCAACUGGGUUGACAUGAACAUGAUGUAUCCACAUUUCACGUAACCUGGUUAUUGAGGAAAUGCUGCUAAUGUAAUAUUCUAAAUGUUGAAAUGUAUAGACUGAGGUGUAACAGAAGUAGGGUCAAUAGUACUUUGUUUUGACUCUACUUUAAGUCAGGCUCUCUUUCUAUGACAGUAAAUCCUAAAUUGUUCAGUGAAUGAUCAAGUUAGUGUGCAAAAUAAUGUAUCAAGCUCUGUGAAAUAUUACUCUGUUAGCCUUUUAUAGCCGUGCUUUGGAGACACAGACAAUGAUAACCGGUGUAAGUGCUGCCAGAGUGCCUGAAUCCAGUCUUGGACAGUUACACUUCAACAUUGAACGAGUUCCUCAAAUUAUUGGAAAGAGUAGAUUUCUUGAGAGUAGCUAUGGCCUCAGGUUUAGGCUCCAGCCCAAAUGUUGGAAUGGAACUGGGCCCCUUUAAAAAGAGGCUUGAAUGCAUGUUUGCUUUGAUGUAUCUCUAGGCCCUUCAAAGUACUGUUUUCACCCUGUGUAAGUUAUCAGGGAUUGUAAUUGUUUUCUUUUAUCUACAUUUAUUCAUGCUUUUUGCCUACAUUUAUUUGCUUAAGUUCUCUGCUCUCUGAAGUCUCGGAAAUUCCAGACCUAUGUGGGGGGCAACCUGUCUGAUUGGGGAGUCUACUCUCUGCCUUUUAUUGGAAAGUCAGCCUUUUUACUUUAAUCAUUUGAUCCCCUUAGUUCCCUUCAGAUAAAUUAUCCCCCCACCCAUACUGUAUGUAAUUUUUUUUUUUACAUUCCCUCUCACCUGUUUUAUUUCCCCAUGUACCGUCGUCGUGUUUUCUGGGAUGGCUAUAUGGUACCUGAUUGCUGAUACAUUUUAAUUAAAUGUGAUGGAUGCCAAUAAAUACAUUUUAUUUCA